AAAUGCUUUCUUUUUAAUGAAUCCGACCAGCAAUAUGGCUUAUAUCAUAAAACUUACAGCUCCGAUGGUUGAUACUGGCAAAUUAAUGAUUAAAAAGAGACUUUAACAGGUUAGUCCGCCAGAGACCGCCAGGCUAGACAUAUUUGGCGGCGAUCUCAUGGCGUCGUCUAUCUGUAUUUUCGUGUGCCGUGUUUACUUGUAACCUUCUUCAUGAUUAACGUGAAACAGUACCCGUAACCACCUUCACCUGUUUGCAUUAGUCAAGAUUUUUGUGUAAUAAUAUUUUCCUUCACCUCGAAGGAACAACGCCAUGUGAUGAACUCGGCGGCUGCAACGAUCGAAGAUGUCAAGUAAAGUUCAACGCAAGGUAACAGUGGAGAAUGUAAAGGAAAGCGGCGACGGCCCCAGAAGACCGAGCGUUUUUGAUCGACUAGGACCUGGUGCUGUGCCGGCUCAGGAGAGGCGCAGUCGUGACGAACCGGUAGUGCAGUGCAAGAACUGGAUGCGCAACGGAGCCUGCAGCUAUGGGUCCCAGUGCCGAUACCAGCACGAGGCAUACCCGCCAUCUUCAUCAUCUUCCUCGUCUUCCAGGCUGCCAAAGUCUGACAGGGACUCUUCUCAGAAAGACUUAAGGCACAAGGUACGUCACAAACAGCAAGAUGCCAAGGAAUCUGACAGCCGGUCGCCAUCCCCCAAGAGGAGGAAGGUAUCCACCAGCAGUGGCGCAGGUGGUGGCAGUGUCACUGUCACCACAGCAGUGGUGGGAAGCAGUAGUGGAGGUGGCAGCAGCCGCAGUCGGCGUACAGAUGCUGAAAGCAAGAUCAAGUCAACUGUUGUGGUGACUCGACCACGGAGCCCUUUAUCGGGCGAGGAGGAAGCACCAGCCAAGGACCCCAAACCACCCAAGAACUGGGAGGGGGCAGCCUCAGAUGACUGGCCCAUUGAUGAUGCGCUUCUGGACUACAAGGAGGAGCUGUCCCUGGAGAUGAAGCGCCAGCAGCUACAGAGGGAACUGGACCUUCUGCAGAAGGAGAACCAUCCCUCAAGCAGUGGCAGUGCUGGCAGCAAAGGGGCUGCUGGCGGUGGCAGCGCAAUCACUGCGGCUGCUGGUGCUGCUCCACCACCACCACCUCCCAGCCACACACCUGGCACCACUAAGGCUGCACGCUUGGCACAUCCCCCUCAGCAGGGCCAACCAAGUGGCAGCAGCGAAUCUUCAAGCGAGUCUGAUGACUCAUCGUCUUCGGACUCUUCAAGUUCCAGCUCUGAUGAUGAAGAUGACGAUGAUGACAGUGAGGAUUCAUCAAGCUCUAGUUCAUCCGGGGCUGCAUCGCCAUCAGCUGGCCGUGGCAGUGGGGGUGCUGCACCACCGCCGCCACUCGCGGAAGGCCAGCGACAUCACCGAGGUCAUCGCGGCAGUGCGGAAGAGCGUGGCGCCACUGCACACCGUUCUGUUGAUGGUAGGAGUAGUAGGCAGCCACCUCGUACUGGAUCGUCUUCACGUGGACAUGACAAAGAUGCUGGCCGCCAUGGUCGUGACCGGCAUCGGGGGCGGUCGAGGGAGCCGCCGGAAGCAGGCAGGAUGUCGCCAAGUCGUCGAGGCGGUGGUCCUCGGGAUGGUGGUGACUAUGACGGGUACGCGGGCCGGUCUCGCGGCCCCCGCACCCCCAGCCCUGGGCCACCCACCGAUUCCAAGCGCAAAGCCGCCAACAGCACUGCCCAGCCCAACAAAGGGCCACCACCACCGUACCCACCCGGAAAGCCACGAAAGAAAAAGAAGUCUGGCAAGAGGCGCAGGGACCGAGAGAAGCAGCUCAGGGCUGAGUGUGCCCGUGUUGCUCAGUCACACGGUGCGGCAGCGUUUCCGGAGAGUCCAUCUCCUGAACGGCCAUUGUCGCCUCCGUCGUCACGCCACCGCGGGAUCCGCGAAGGAGGCAUGCGUGGUGCACCACCCUCAUCACGCAGUGGGCGCUACGGGCCGCCAUCUUCUGGCCGCUCCCCUCCUCCUCCACGUGAGAGCUCAGCCGGAACCCCUGGACACAGGGGUGCUGGCCCACCCUCCAAGCGCCCUCGCCGAGAGACGCCCCCACCACCCCCCUCUUCAAACCCCCCACAAGGAGAUGGAUCUGUUCCUCCACCUCCGCCAGUCGCUCCACCUUCCCAGCUGUCAUCAAGAGAUUCUCGAAAGAAAGACGGCGACCGUCAUGGGCGUCCAGAAGAGUAUGGUGGGAGAGGUGACCCUAAAGGCUAUGACGGGCGCUAUGAUUCUGAUGGGGCUCGAAGUGGACGCAAGCGAGGAGAACCUGGGCGUGCUGACCAGCCACCGCCACCACCACCUCACAGAGGCAGCCGGCACGAUCUGCCACCUCCUGAAGAUGCUGACAUGCUUGAGCCAGGUGAAGUGCUGCCGGACCACACAGAGCGUUAUGUCGCCGAGCGGAGCCGUUACGACCAGGGCAGGGGCCGUGAUGGACGCAGAAUGGAUCACCAUCGCUCACGGUCACCGUCUCCCGCCCUGGCCGGCCUGCCACCGCGCGGGCGUAUGGACGUGGAGAUGCAUCGCAUGGACUACCCACACUCACCCCGCUCACGAAACCAAGACAGCAGGGGCAAGUCGGACUUGAGGGGCUCUGAUGGACGACGUGGUGAUCCUUACCUCCGAGGCGCUGAUCCCAGAGGAGACCCAAGGGGGGACCUGAGAGGAGACCCGAGAGGAGACCUGAGAGGAGACCCAAGAGGAGACCCAAGAGGGGAUCCGAGAGGAGACCUAAGAGGGGAUCCAAGAGGGGACCCGAGAGGGGAUCCAAGGGGUGAUCUCAGGGGUGACCCAAGAGGCGAUCUCAGGGGAGAUCCCAGAGGAGACCCCAGAGGCGACCCUAGAGGCGAUCCAAGGGGCGACCUCAGGGGAGACUUGCGACGAGACCCUCGGGGAGGAGAUUCACGGGGAGACCUCAGAGGCGACCCGAGGGGUGACUCUAGGGGCGACCUACGUGGGGGUGACCCCUACCGUCGAGGAAUUGAUCCGCGGGGUGACGCAAGCAAGCAGGAUCUUCGUGGUGGCGACUACCACGGCCGUGGCGAUUACCAUGGACGAGGCGACCUGAAGCCCGAUUAUCAUGGCAGAGGCGACCCCUACUCCAGGGGUGGCGACAGCCGGGGCCCGUUGGACCCCUACGUGCGCCCUUCUGACUAUCGCGAUGGUCGCGAUCCACACUCGCGCAUGGACUUGCGCGGAAAAGACCUGCCCCCACCGCCGCGCAUGGACCGGGGAGACCUUCCGGGAUAUGACCCACGUUCCGACGACUACGGGCGCCUGGCCGAGGACUACUACGCGCGCAUGGACCGCCGGGACUACUACGCGGACGGCUACGGGCCGCACCGCUCUGAGCUGCGGGACCGAGGGCCGCGAGACCUUCGGCGUCCAGAGCAUAUGAGCCGCAUGGACGCCCGGGGCGGAGGGGAGCCUCACCUGAAGGGUCGCCUGGAGCCCGGCGGAAGGGGCGAGCACCGCCGCAACGACUCGCGGGGUCGCGACGAACGCGGAUACGGGUCGUCGCGCAGCCGGGGAGACCCACGGAGCGGAGACGAUGGACCGAAGGCCGGUGGCCGCGGUGACCCGUACGAGCGCGGGGAACCGCCGUACAGGGGCGGCGGAGAGCCUGGCCACCGGGGCGAGCCGAGGGGCUCGGAUUCCAGGGGGGAUCCCGGGAGGAGAGGUGGUGGAGAUUACAAAGGCCGCGGGGCCGCUCCUUCCAGGAUUGACGACUCUGGUCCAAGCCGUUACAGCAGAAGAGAACCUGACCCACUCCUUGACUCCAGAGACUCGAGGACGGGUACAAGCCGGGAUGGACGCGGGGGCGGACGGUCACGUUCCGUUCGCCCAAUCGCGGUUACGAGCGAAGGAGGCCGCCAGCUAGGAGCACCAAGGAGGUAUCCAAGCGCGGCGAGGGAGAUGGGAAACCUGAAACGGAUGACAUCAGGGAAGGCGGAUCAGGGGGCAGCCGUGGUUCAUCUCCACGACGUGCCCGUGAGAAGGCGCCAGCAACCAAAACUAGCCGCAGUAGUAGCCAGGACGAAGCUGCCGAGAGACCUGACCAGUCACCUGAUACCAGCAUGCCUGAAGAAGGACAGGAAGCAAAAGCUGGUCCUGCAGACACUUACAGGACUGGAGUGAUGACGACGAUGAUGACAUCUCACAAGGGGCGAGCAGGCAGCGGACCUCGACAAAAAGGAUGCGUUAUCUGAUGCUCAUAUGGACACUGCCAGUCGAGACAAGCCAGAAGAAGCUGGAGACCCUAAUCUCAUUGAAGUGGAUGCAGUGCCCAUCAGUCU
Molecule: messenger RNA, 4332 nt
Organism: Dermacentor silvarum
Lineage: Eukaryota; Metazoa; Arthropoda; Arachnida; Ixodida; Ixodidae
Product: collagen alpha-1(III) chain-like
Exons: 19
Coding region: 344-4174 (1276 amino acids)
Cellular component (GO): RNA N6-methyladenosine methyltransferase complex
Molecular function (GO): metal ion binding
Source: RefSeq, a predicted model, not a curated record